Drosophila melanogaster (fruit fly) is the source of this 624-nucleotide messenger RNA. RefSeq lists its product as uncharacterized. The transcript is spliced from 2 exons. NCBI's taxonomy places the organism in Eukaryota, Metazoa, Arthropoda, Insecta, Diptera, Drosophilidae. Bases 51 to 560 code for a protein of 169 amino acids. The record is from RefSeq and is marked reviewed.
AUCAUCAGUUAUUCGUCAAAAAAGACUAGAAAAUCAUUGAAGUACAGAAAAUGACUUGGAUAUGGACACUUCUGCUGCUGGGACUCGUAACGGCUCAAGGACCAUCUGAAGAAAUUGCCGAAAUCGAUGCAGAAGUUACAAAGAAACUAAAAAGUUUUUUGGAAAACUUCACCGGUUACUGGAAGGAUAACACCGAGUUUCUCAACUGGAUUGCAAAAAUCCGUUUGGCAUUAAAUAAUAAUAGCACCGAUCUAGCGUAUAAAUUUGAGUUAAGAUAUGGCUUUGAAAGUUACAAUAAGGAACGUUUGGUUUUGGAGCAACAGAUCUUGGAUCGCGUCGAGGAUUUGGAUAGCAUUAUUCCCCAUCAGAAACAUGCAAAAUGCUUGAAUUUCUAUGUAGACCAAAGAAACGCUCUCAAAACGGCUCUUAAGCAAUCCAAUUCGAAGAAAAUCGAAAGGUUUGCUGAAAACUCGCCAUCUUGUCCAUACUAUUAUUUUGAUGCCAACGAAUUUCGAAAUAAUUUAACCAAUGAGCCGCAAGGCAUUAAUAACUCCAUAUAAAAAUCACAUAUUGAUUAUUAUUCAUUAUCUCACAUAUUGGUGAUUGAAUAUAUUUUGCGCAGAU